Molecule: messenger RNA, 264 nt
Organism: Staurois parvus
Lineage: Eukaryota; Metazoa; Chordata; Amphibia; Anura; Ranidae
Source: the annotation of a GenBank genome assembly
AUGAACCUAGAGCCUGCAAAGCCUGAGAUUAAGUCCGCUACCCGCGUAAUGGGAGGGCCUGCAACUCCUAGGAAAGGGCCACCGAAAUUCAAGCAGAGGCAGACCCGACAGUUCAAGAGUAAACCCCCAAAGAAAGGAGUUCAGGGAUUUGGUGAUGACAUUCCUGGCAUGGAGGGUCUAGGAACAGACAUCACCGUCAUCUGCCCCUGGGAAGCCUUCAAUCACUUGGAGCUGCACGAAUUGGCCCAAUAUGGUAUCAUCUAA